UUUUUAUCAUGUUUACUGACACUGCACUGUCCAAGUUCUUUUAUCUUUUGUUGUUUUUGGACAGUAACAACGCACCAUGAAGACUGUAGUGUUGUUGGUGUGUUCCUUGUUCCUUAUUGUUGAGGGAAGCAUACUGUUCCCGAACCCAGAUCAGGAGUUUACAAAUUUCAAAAUCAAGUUUAAUAAAACUUACAGGAGCUGGGCAGAGGAAGAGACUAGGUUUGCAGCAUUCAAGAAGAACUUGGACCGGAUUGAGAAGCACAAUGGAGAAAAGCACUCAUGGAAAAUGGGAAUCACCCAGUUUGCUGAUUUAACUAG
Messenger RNA from Eurytemora carolleeae, 318 nucleotides. RefSeq names its product probable cysteine protease RD19B. The record is from RefSeq and is a predicted model, not a curated record. NCBI's taxonomy places the organism in Eukaryota, Metazoa, Arthropoda, Copepoda, Calanoida, Temoridae.